This is a messenger RNA of Rhinocladiella mackenziei CBS 650.93, 1761 nucleotides long. RefSeq names its product FACT complex subunit pob3. NCBI's taxonomy places the organism in Eukaryota, Fungi, Ascomycota, Eurotiomycetes, Chaetothyriales, Herpotrichiellaceae. The transcript has 3 exons. The coding region runs from base 1 to 1761 and encodes 586 amino acids. The record is from RefSeq and is a predicted model, not a curated record. Gene Ontology annotation, cellular component: nucleus; FACT complex. Gene Ontology annotation, molecular function: DNA binding; nucleosome binding; histone binding.
AUGUUAGUGUCGCUUUCUUGGAACUCGAACUUUUCGUCUGACUUUGGCGGCAGGGAGACUUUUGAGAACAUCUAUCUCGACCUGUCAAAGCAAUCCGGACGGUGUAGGCUUGCAGAGAGCGGUCUCGGAUGGAAACCCAGCGGAGGAAGUGAACCUUUUACCCUGGACAGUAACCAAAUCGGCGCUGCGCAAUGGAGCAGAGCGUCAAAAGGCUACGAACUAAAAAUCAUCACACGAGACGCGACAGUCAUUCAACUCGAUGGCUUUGAACAAGAAGACUUCGACCGCGCCGCAAAGGCUUUCAAAAUCUGGUACGGCAUCAGCCUAGAACAUAAGGAACAUGCUCUCCGAGGGUGGAAUUGGGGGAAGGCUGAAUUUGGGAGAGCCGAGUUGGCAUUCAAUGUCCAGAACAGGCCAGCCUUCGAGAUACCCUAUUCGGAGAUUUCAAAUACAAAUUUGGCUGGCAAGAAUGAGAUCGCCGUUGAGUUCAACCUUGGUUCAGAACCUACCCAAAAUGGCGCAAAUGGUCACAAGGCUGGCAGCACCAGGAAUCGAGGCCGUAAAGCAGCUGCAGGUCGCGAUGAACUCGUGGAAAUGCGGUUUUACAUACCUGGCACAGUAUCCAAAAAGGAGGUGAAUGGAGAUGAGGGAAGUGGGGCAGAAGAGGAAGAAGAUGGGGAACAAAAUGCCGCCAACUUGUUUUAUGAGACCUUGAUGGAUAAGGCAGAGAUUGGCGAGGUUGCUGGUGCCACAUUCGCUACGUUUCAAGACAUUCUUCAUCUCACCCCGAGAGGGCGUUUCGAUAUCGACAUGUACGAAAAUUCCUUCCGCCUGCGUGGCAAAACAUACGAUUACAAGAUUCAAUAUCAAUCUAUCAAGAAAUUCUUCAUCCUCCCCAAGAAUGACGACAUGCAUACACUCAUCACCCUUGGCCUUGAUCCUCCUCUUCGGCAAGGACAGACCCGAUAUCCUUUCAUUGUCAUGCAACUGAAGCUUGAUGACGAGGUGAAUCUAGAUCUCAACAUGACAGAAGAGUUGCUCGAAACCAAGUACAAAGAUAAGUUGGAUGCACAUUAUGAAGCACCGAUCCAUCAUGUCAUUGCGAAAGUCUUCAAGGGGCUGUCUGGGAAGAAAAUCAUCAUGCCCUCGAAAGACUUCGUCAGUCACCACAACAUGAACGGGGUUAAGUGCUCCAUCAAGGCUAAUGAAGGUCUCCUGUUUUGCUUGGACAAGAGCUUCAUGUUCGUUCCAAAACCCGCCACAUACGUACAAAUCGAAUCAAUACAGAGCAUCACCAUGUCGCGUGUGGGAGGAGCCUUGGCGGCAAGCAGAACCUUCGAUAUUACGAUGACCUUGAAGGGCGGACAAGGCGAGCAUCAAUUCAGCAAUAUCAAUCGUGAAGAGCAACAACCGCUAGAAAGCUUCUUUCAAGCCAAAGGUAUUCGAUUCAAGAACGAGAUGCUGGACGACUCAUCCACGUUGUUGAAGGCGGCUCUUGACGACCAAGAUCUCGCGUCAAGCGAUGAUGACGAUGAUGCUGGUAUUAACAGAGGCUCAGCCGAUGAAGAUGACGAGUCCCCCGAUGAGGAUUUCCAAGCCGAAUCCGAGAGUGAUGUGGCUGAAGAAUACGAUUCUGCCCAUGAAAGUAGUGGUAGCGAUGCUGGCAGUGAUGCCGAGAUGGCUGAUGCCGAUGGGGAUGAUGACGAGGUCAUAGACGAUGACGAAGAAGAGCAACGACCAAAGAAGAAGGCAAAGAAGUAG